Molecule: messenger RNA, 2125 nt
Organism: Rhododendron vialii
Lineage: Eukaryota; Viridiplantae; Streptophyta; Magnoliopsida; Ericales; Ericaceae
Product: L-ascorbate oxidase homolog
Exons: 1
Coding region: 161-1843 (560 amino acids)
Molecular function (GO): oxidoreductase activity; copper ion binding
Source: RefSeq, a predicted model, not a curated record
AAAAGAGAUGAUGGCAUGACAGAAACAUCUCAGUGCCGGAAUAAGACAUUCUCCCAUUGUUCUUCUUCUUGUACAUACAAUAACAAGAAGAAGAACACAAUUUAGGGAAAAAAAGAAAAAAAAAUCCUAAGGAAAUUAAAGAGGUGAGAGCCAGGUAGUCAUGGGUCGCGCUUCGUUCGUGGUGGCUGUUGCUUUGUUAUCGUGCCUUUGGGUUGGUCCGGCGGUGGUUCAGGCCGAGGAUCCCUACCUGUUCUUCGAAUGGCAUAUUACCUACGGCACAAUCUCCCCCUUGGGCGUCCCCCAGCAAGGCAUCCUCAUCAACGGCCAAUUCCCCGGUCCUAGGAUUAACUGCACCUCCAACAACAACAUCGUCGUCAACGUGUUCAACGAGCUCGACGAGCCAUUCCUCCUGACCUGGUACGGCAUUCAACAAAGGAAGAACUCUUGGCAAGACGGUACCCCCGGAACCAUGUGCCCAAUCCUGCCGGGUGCCAACUUCACCUACCAUUUCCAGGUCAAGGAUCAGAUCGGGAGCUACUACUACUUCCCCACCACCGCCCUUCACAGGGCUGCUGGUGGGUUCGGUCCCCUGCAGGUCAUGAGCCGUGAUCUCAUCCCUGUCCCCUUUGAUACCCCCGCCGACGACUACAGUUUGGUUGUCGGCGAUUGGUUCGCCAGGGGACACAAAUCUCUCAAGAAGCUCUUGGACAGCGGGCGCUCCCUCGGCAGGCCUGAUGGCGUCCACAUCAACGGCAAGUCUGGCAAGGUCGGCGUCAAUGCCGAACCCUUGUUCACCAUGGAGGCAGGCAAAACCUACAGGUACAGGGUUUGCAACGUUGGACUCAAGACCUCCGUCAACUUUAGGAUCCAGGGCCACUCCUUGAAGCUGGUGGAGAUGGAGGGUUCCCACACCGUCCAGAACCUUUACGAAUCCCUCGACGUGCACGUUGGUCAAUGCUUCUCGGCACUGGUCACCGCCAACCAAGAACCUAAGGACUACUACGCGGUUGUUUCUAGCAGGUUCAGUAGGAAGCCGAUCACUGCCGUUGGCAUCCUUCGUUAUGCCAACGGAAAGGGGCCUGCCUCUCCUGAACUCCCACCACCCCCACCGGAGACUCCCACCGGCGCCAUUGCCUGGUCCGUCAACCAGUUCCGCUCCUUCCGUUGGAAUCUCACAGCGAGCGCUGCCCGUCCCAACCCUCAAGGCUCCUACCACUACGGCCAGAUCAACAUCACCCGCACCAUCAAGCUGGUGAACUCCAAGGCUCUUGUGGACGGCAAGCUCCGUUACACCGUCAACGGUGUCUCCCACCUUGACUCCACCGCCACACCAUUGAAGCUCGCUGAGUACUUCGAAGUCCCGGGCAAAGUGUUCGCGUACAACCUCAUGCAGGAUGCACCCGAACCAUCAAACAACAAGGUCGUUGUGGCCCCAAACGUCGUCAACGGAACCUUUCGCAACUUCGUGGAGAUAAUCUUCGAGAACCCCGAGAAGACGAUUCAGACGUGGCACCUGGACGGGUACUCCUUCUUCGCAGUGGCGAUCGAGCCAGGGAAGUGGAGCCCGGAGAAGAGGAAGAACUACAACCUACUGGACGCGGUGAGCAGGCACAACAUCCACGUGUACGCCGGUUCGUGGGCGGCCAUCAUGACAACGUUGGACAACGCCGGCAUGUGGAACCUUAGGUCAGAGAUGUGGGAGAAUGCAUACUUGGGACAGCAGCUCUACCUCAGCGUCCUCUCGCCGGCACGAUCCCUUAGGGACGAAUACAACGUACCGGACAACACCCAGCUGUGUGGCAUUGUCAAGGACUUGCCCAAGCCCGCUCCUUACACCAUCUAAACAAAUCAGAACAACUUUCUCUGCUCCACAUUUCUCUGUUUCUAAGUGCAUGUUUUUUUUUUUCUUUUUGAAUACAAUUUUGGAAACUAAGGGAGGGUAGAUUGAGGUUUUUCGAGACGAGAUUUACAGUGUUCCAGAUUGUAUAUGGACAUGCAAUCCUGAAUGAACAAAAAAGUCAGAAAGGGAGAGGAAAGAAACAUUGUAUUAGGGAGUGUGGAACAACACAGCUUGGCUGCUGAAUUAUAAUUAUAUAUAAUCGAUGUAUCGACCCUUUGUGAAUAA